This is a messenger RNA of Ciona intestinalis (vase tunicate), 5232 nucleotides long. The record is from RefSeq and is a predicted model, not a curated record. NCBI's taxonomy places the organism in Eukaryota, Metazoa, Chordata, Ascidiacea, Phlebobranchia, Cionidae.
CAACAAAUUGUGAUAACUCUACUUACUGCUGCAGAAUAUAUAAUAUGUUUAAAGCAAUGUAGAGACAAAUUUAGCUCUGUCAUUCCGAGUAAUUCUUCUGUGACUACUUGCUUCAAUAAGCAGUGCAUUCUGCAAGUGCAACAUGACGUCAAAUGGGCAAGUAGGAGAUGCAUCUUGUCAACAAAAUAAUUCACACAAACCACCAAGCUAUGUUAGAGUUGGUUGUUAUGAAAUUGAACGCACGAUUGGAAAAGGCAACUUUGCUGUCGUCAAACUUGCAACUCACAUUCAGACAAAAGCUAAGGUUGCCAUUAAAAUUGUGGAUAAAACUCAACUUGAUAAAGAAAACUUGAAGAAAAUCUACAGAGAAAUCGAAAUAAUGAAGGAGUUAAGACAUCCACAUAUUAUAAAGUUAUAUCAAGUGAUGCAGACGGAAAACAAGUUGUUUCUUGUCACUGAAUAUGCAAGCAGCGGUGAAAUCUUUGAUCACCUUGUGGCACAUGGGCGCAUGGCGGAGCGUGAAGCAAGGAUUAAAUUCAAACAGAUUGUUGCUGCUGUCUACUACUGUCACUCUCGUCACGUAGUUCACAGAGAUCUAAAAGCGGAAAACCUCCUUCUCGAUGCAGGAAAAAAUAUUAAAAUUGCUGAUUUUGGCUUUGCGAAUUACUAUAAAGGAGAAGAUCUGCUGAAAACCUGGUGUGGUAGUCCCCCAUAUGCUGCUCCUGAACUCUUUGAAGGCAAAGAAUACAUUGGGCCUAAAGUAGACGUUUGGAGCCUGGGUGUCGUGUUGUACGUUCUAGUUUGCGGUUCUUUGCCCUUCGAUGAUUCGACCUUGCAAGCACUAAGACAGCGAGUUCUAAGCGGAAAAUUUCGGAUUCCCUUCUAUAUGUCAUCAGACUGUGAGCAUUUAGUUCGUAACAUGUUAUUAAUCAAUCCAUCAAGAAGAUAUUCCAUGAAACAAAUCUGUUCACAUCGCUGGAUGAAAACAACUGAAAGAGAUGAAACAUUUGAACGUUUUGUCCAGGAAUGCAGCAACACCCAGAAACAGAAUGAGCAGGAACCAUUAAAUGAAUUUGUUUUGAAUGAAAUGGUAUCAUCUGGUGUUGACAAAGAUCGUGUGAUUAACUCAAUAAUGAACAAGGAGUACGACAACUACAGUGCGUGCUACUACAUUCAACUGGAGAAGUGGCGAAAGCACGCAGCAGCCAAAGCUUCAUUGAUAGCUCACUCACAUGCCAACAAUAACUCGGUAGAGAUAACCAACUCUUCAUACCACCCCCACAACCACACACCCCAACCCCACAUACUGGGUUACCCCUUUGCCCCGGGUUCAGCCACGAUGGGGUUAAAACCAUCCAUGUUACCCCCACCACGCAUGCCCACCUUAAACAUGAUGCAAACACCUCCAAGUCUUAAAGUAACUGAAGCACCUUGCAUGGAAACUGGAAUUCCUGAAGUUGUAAUUCAUCCUACCAUUGCAAUGGAUACAACAAGGAACAAGCUACAAUUAAACGUACCUCACUUACAACUUGUUAAUGAAAACAACCAAGUUAUUAUUACUAAGGAAGGAGAAGUUCCUUCUGAUGAAUCUGAUGCCGAGGAGCCGUCACCGGAGGCCCUCGCUCGUUAUCGAUCCAUGAGAAGACACACAGUGGGAGUAUCGGACCCAAGACCUGAGCUUGCAGUACAUACAAGUGGUUACGUUGACGACCAAGCCAGCACCGAUGAAUCUGCCAACGUUGGUCUUUUACAACGAGCACCUAACUUUCCCCAUGUACUCACCAACCCCAACCUACCCCCAACACAACUUAAUAAUCCAUUCAUGCACUUGCAGACAUUACAAUAUAAAGAGCAAGGUCUUCUCAAGCCUCCGGCUCUCCAACUUACCUCCCAUGAUCCGAUGGGAAGAAGAGCCUCGGAUGGAGGAGCCAACAUCCACCUCUUCCUACAGGAUCGAAAGAAGCUCGCAUCCGCUAGAGGGCAGUCUCAGUUAGCUCGACAGAACCAGACUAUGUCACCACAUAUGCUGCAUGAGAGUGACGAGUUAAAUGGAAGCCUCACGGUUCCUGCCACGAAAACUGAUGAAGAUUCAGAAGAGGAACCUGAUCAAGAAGCUGUGAGAAGAUACAUGGCUGCACGUGGAGGAGGUAAGAGACACACCAUCCCUGUUAUGGACAUCACUGAUGUAGAGGAGGUUAUUAAAGCUCCCCAGCAUCCCAACCCAUCCCACAUUAUGAGCAACCACAUACGUACCAGAGCUAAUAGACGACCAGGACUUCUCUUCCCACCAGAAUUAGAUCAGAUGCAAUCCAAGCAACCUUACCAAUCCAUGGAUAGAUACCGACGCAGAGCAUCAGAUGGUUCAGCAAGCUUACUUGCGUUUAAAGCUCAACUUGAAGCAAGUAGAUUGCUACAAUUCGACAGUGUUAAACAGGAACACCAGCAACUUACCCAACAAUAUUUGGCCGGACAAAAUGACACAACGUAUCUCUACCAACAACGCCAUGCAAGGGAUUUGCAUGGGAUGAGGCAACGUCAUCUGAUCCACCAGAAAGUUUUAUCACCCCAAGCUUCCCCUCCUAUUCCAUCAAGCCCCAACACCCAACAUAAUACUGAAUCACAUCAUCAAUUGUUACAUCAUUUACAAAGGCUCCAACUGCAGCAAACACAAGGCAGUCCACCUCCACAACUUGUAGGCCACCCUCAGUGUUCACUUGGUGGGAGACCAGUGUAUAGUCCAACCAAUGUACCUAACACACACCAUGCAUUGAUACGACAAUCUAGCGAUGGAACAGCUCAACAAAGAAGAAUCCAACAAGCCCAGUUAUCCAUGAAUGUUCAACAAUCUCUUAAUACUGAAAGCUUGCCUCACACAACAGAAGCAAUAUUAUGUCACAGCGAAAACAAUAUUAUGUCAUCACAUCAUCCUGUUAAUAGCAACCUUACCAAGGAAUGCCAGCAAUCGGAUGAGGUUGCCCAGCAAAGCCAGAUGGUGUUACAACAACAGAUUGCUUCACAAACCAUGGUUAACCCAUCACCUUACAUGUCUUCUGUACAAGGAAUGAAGAUAGGAGAGAACCCUGUCACCCUACCCAUGUAUAUGUCCCCAUAUACUUACACUGAGUACCCGCCACAUGCAUAUGAUAGUCCACACCAGGGUAAUACAAACAAUAACAACCUGCAUACAGUAAACCAGGGAGUAGAGACAAGCGAAACUAACUUCCAAGAAGAAGUAGAACUCGCUGCUGGAAACAACCAGGAAGUAGAUUUAGAAAUGGAUGAAGUCCAAUACACAGAAGCAGACACUGAACCCCGGUAUCUUGCUACACAUUUCAAUCCACUCCACUUUGCCAGCCCACUAAGCACCACUCAGGCUUCAGGUGCAUUUCACAACACAGACUUUUCCGCGGCUCCGACCUUUGGCUUCGAUAUGAGUGCCACGGCUUCUGCUGCAAGCCACAUACCGAAGUCAUACCUUGCCCGAAGGUCGCAAAACAACGUCCAAUCUCUGAGUGGCCGCUCACCUCGUUAUAACAACUGGUACAAACCCAACCAUACUUACCUCCCUUCUGUUGGUGAAGAGGAUUGCCGAUCUUCUUUAAACCAAGAAGAGAACACCCACCCACCCCUCAACCACCAACGCUCCCUCUCCCCUGGUGAGGUGUUCACAUGCGACACACGAAUCCCCAAACCCCCCCACCCCCCCAUAGACCAUGACCCCUACACCAGUGUUACAAACUCCCACCUUCCUUACAGUAUUGUGCCCACAGUGGCAAUGGACGCUAUAGACACCGGUUUCUCCACAGUUUCAACGAUGACAAUGACUUCUUCGUCAUCUGCAGAGACGUUACCCACGCCCAUGCCACACCCACAGCCCCGUAGUUCACCCUUUAAUGAGAAAGAAAUGCUUGCCCCCCAAUUCUUGUCGAGCGUCAAUCUUUCCGUAGCCAUGCCAACCGUCGACAUAUUAUGCGAGAUACAACGUACUUUACAAACGAGGUCACGCUCUAUCGACUACAAGCAAGAAUCCGAGUUGAAAUUUGCGCUUCGGAAAAGUAACGUGUGUCUUGAGAUGGAGGUAUUUGAAGGUAUUCAACAAAACUGUUUAAAAAUACGAAAGCUCGCCGGUGAUAACUUGGAAUAUAACCAACUGUGUCGAGAAUUGUUAUCAGGCAUGAAGUUAUGACAAACAAUGCCGUGAAUUUCCUUCUGCUUCUCACGCUGCUACAAACAAUGGCAGUUAUACUGUACUUGAUUACACAGACCAAGACAUAGAUAGUCUUGAGUAGAAGUGAAGAUUUGCCAACUUAAAUAGUUCCAGCCACACCUUUUCAGUAUUUUACCAGAUUUUAAAAGUUUUAAUUGUAUUUUAUAAUUUCGAAAACUUUAUUUUUUUCUCAAAUUGGUUUUAAUAGGCAAUUCUGAACCUGUUGGUCAUGGAAUGUCAUUAUUUCAAAUCUUUUACCGUUGUUUAGUCCGCCUAUGAGAUUUUCCAUGACCGCCACCCUACACACAAGCUUUGUAAUGCUUUGUACAUGUUUCAUGGUCAAAUAUGAAGAUUCACCUUUUACUGUACAACAACUAAGCUGCACGAUCUACAUACCUGCUUUGACUAUUUUGUGUGUCCUUACAUUUACAAUGGCUGCCCUAAAACCUGGUCUGCUUGGUUUAUUUUACUCCAUAUUUUCUUCUAUUGAACUAAAUGGUGUUUUCAGUUUCUCUUUUUUUCGCAAGAGUUUAUUCGAGUUCUGUUGUUCUGUAAGAGUUUUAAAUGUCAGCUGUUAUUCAUACCUGUUCACAAAAGUCUUAAAACCAGAAGAAAAUUUGGCUUGUAAUCCAGAAAAAAAGGACAUUUUGAAGCUGAAGUUAUAAAACAUUGAAAGUACAUGUGUUUGCUUUUGUAAGAAAUCUGCACGACUUUAAUGCUGUGCGUGAAAAUGUUGCAACUGACCUACAAUUGGAGAUGUAAAUAUUUCCUGGCAUGCCAUACGUUAAGAACUUCAUUCACUACUAUUAAAAAUUAAAUCCGACACAUUGAAGUCAUUGUGAAACCAUACACUUGGGCUACAAAGCUUCUGCUGUAACACCCCUCAGUGUGUGUAGUUUGCUUUUGCACAUUUUGUAACAGGAGUUCUUGCAUUUCGUUGGGUUAAAUUUCAUCGUGAAUUAUUGUUCCCAGCAUUUUUAGUCUGUCCGUAUUCUAACCUUAAUAAAUCAAAAUCUUUAUUUGUA